Molecule: messenger RNA, 1154 nt
Organism: Ziziphus jujuba (common jujube)
Lineage: Eukaryota; Viridiplantae; Streptophyta; Magnoliopsida; Rosales; Rhamnaceae
Exons: 6
Coding region: 458-823 (121 amino acids)
Source: RefSeq, a predicted model, not a curated record
AGAAAGAAUUGAUUGUGACAAGAAAGAAGGACUUUCAUUCACCUCUCUCUCUCUCUUCUUCUUGAUUUUCCUGCACAGAGGAGGAGGAGGAUGAGGUGGUGGUGGAAAUUAAUGGGAGGGAAAGCAGCUUAAGCGCUGUCGUUUAGACGUCCAAGCAAAGCUUUAACAGAUUAAACGAAAAACAACAACAAAACCCAUUGUUGUAUACAAGUUUCCAAGCUUUCUCUUACCGUACCCUUCUGUUUUUCUUUUUUAUUCAAAUCUUCUGCCGUUUUUUGCCAGUUCCCGGAAAACCAAAUUCCCGCCCGGAAAUAGAAUUUUUGUCUGUUUGCUUUUUUGCUCGAGAUUGGGUUCAUUCUAAGCAGUUGAAUCUCUGCUUCUCUUAUUUGUUUAUUACUGUGUGAUUGUCGAACUUUGCUAAAGAUGGGUUGUGGCGGAUCCUCUCUGAGCAACGCAGAUGUAUAUGCUGCUCAAACAGUGGAAAGAGAACUCUAAGAACAUCAAAAAGCCUAAACCUUGGAAGCAUUCAGAACCGAUUACGAGGACACAACUGAUGCAGAUGCGAGAUGAGUUUUGGGACACUGCUCCUUACUAUGGUGGCCAGAAAGUUUCUGAUGACAUAAUAAGCAAUAUAUCAGAGAUAUGGGAUGCACUUCGAGCUGCUGCAGAAGCUGAUAUAAAAUUUGGACAAACAAUUGUAGACAGUGCCGGUGUGAUUGUUCAAGGUGCUGACUUGACAAUAUGUUAUGAUGAGAGAGGUGCGAAGUAUGAACUACCCAAGUAUGUGCUAAGUGAGCCAACCAAUUUGAUUAAGGACAAUUGAUGUAGGUUAUGUAUAUGGUACACUGCUCCAUUCAAAACUGUAAAAUUGGUGCAUCAACUCCUAACAAAUCUUGGCAUGGUGUGGCAACAAGUUCUCAGUUUCAGGAAUGUGGAUAAGGUUCUGAUUCUAAGGGAAAGAAAAUUUACAGUAAAAUCCACAUUGAAUAUUGAAAAAUGUGAAGGUAAAAUAGGAUGUAUACAGUAGUAGGAAGCUGGCUUUAAGCUGAAUGAAGCAACAUUUAUAAUCUUCUUUCUUUGGUCAAGUACUUGUGCUCUAAAUAUAUAUAUAUAUAUAUAUAUAUAAUUAGUCCUAAAUAAGAUUUCAUUUGUUA